Phyllostomus hastatus (greater spear-nosed bat) is the source of this 798-nucleotide messenger RNA. It is a transcript of the gene CARTPT, whose product is annotated as CART prepropeptide. Lineage: Eukaryota; Metazoa; Chordata; Mammalia; Chiroptera; Phyllostomidae. Gene Ontology annotation, biological process: adult feeding behavior; G protein-coupled receptor signaling pathway; cellular response to starvation. The record is from RefSeq and is a predicted model, not a curated record. The transcript has 3 exons. Gene Ontology annotation, molecular function: neuropeptide hormone activity. Bases 27 to 377 code for a protein of 116 amino acids.
CCUCAGCAGCGCCGAGUUUCAGCACCAUGGAGAGCCCCCGCUUUCGGCUGCUGCCCCUCCUGGGUGCCGCCCUACUGUUGCUGCUACCUCUGCUGGGCGCCCGUGCCCAGGAGGACACCGAGCUCCAGCCCCGAGCCCUGGACAUCUACUCUGCCGUGGAGGAUGCCUCCCAUGAGAAGGAGCUGAUCGAAGCGCUGCAGGAAGUCCUGAAGAAGCUCAAGAAUAAACGCAUUCCCAUCUAUGAGAAGAAGUAUGGGCAAGUCCCCAUGUGUGACGCUGGCGAGAAGUGCGCAGUGAGAAAAGGAGCGAGAAUCGGGAAGCUGUGCGACUGUCCCCGAGGAACCUCCUGCAAUUCCUUCCUUCUGAAGUGCUUAUGAGGCGUCCACCCUGCUCCAUCAGUCCCCACCUCCCCUCUCCCCCUCGAAGACCUUCAUCCCCUGCGCUGGGCUGUAUCAACCACGUUUCCGUUCCCCUCUGAGGACGAAGGGGCUCCUUUCCCGCUGUUUUCAAAUCAAAGAACACACUAGAUGUUACUUUAUGAGGGAUAAUGCCUUGUAUGGUGUUGACAUGUGUGCAAAAGUAUUCUUUUUCUUAUUUUAUUUGUCUGACAAACUCUUGUGUAUCUAUGCGUAAAGUGGGGGAACUUUGCUUUGAAAUUGUAUUUUCUUAUGUGGCAUGGCAGGAUGUAAAUUAGGUCUAGUAAAUGUUGGGUAGGUGACAUCACAAUGUGAAAAAUAAAUCACCCCGAGCAUUUCAAAUUGAAGCAUGUAUGACUUACACAUAAUAAAGUGUUUUUAA